Messenger RNA from Penicillium olsonii, 2208 nucleotides. Lineage: Eukaryota; Fungi; Ascomycota; Eurotiomycetes; Eurotiales; Aspergillaceae. The record is from the annotation of a GenBank genome assembly.
AUGAACAGCGUCAUAAAAUGGCUAUACGGGCUGUCUGAGCUUCCAAUCCUCUUGAUUGGAGAAGGGGGCUCGGGGAAGACCUCCUUUUUGUGCCAUCUUUUACACGGCCGCGCUGAAUUUACGAUCCCAACCAUGGGACAUUAUCACACUCCAUUGGAUUAUAAGAAGCGCACACUUUCAAUCUGGGAUACUGGAAUGGGAUGCUUUCGAUAUCCAAAGUGGUUGGACUACUUUUACACCCCAGAUACAUCAGUGUUGUUCUUUCACGAUUGCACCUGGGAUGAGGAGAUGACAGAUCAAAGCCUCCAGACGCUCUCACGCAUUGGCACAGAGAUGCUAACGGUGGGCUACAGGAGUUGCUGGGUCAUUAUAAACAAGCAAGACUCCGUGUCUGCACCAGAAGCCGACCGCUUACGCAAGCUCUACAAUAAGAAGUUGAUGGAUAUCUUCAAUAAUGAGGCUAAUUGCAGAGUCAUUGAAUAUCGCGUCAGUACCAGAACCGGCGAAGGUGUCAAGCAGAUUAUAGACGAUCUAUAUGUGUUUGUGACGGGCGCGAAGAAAGAUUCUGACCAGCAAAGUCCCAAUCCGCAACCCUCAAAGCAAAGCCAGAAUCACGCCCCCAAAUACAAAACGCAAAUUGAAAACGAAGGCGCCAAGGACUCACUAAGCAUGCAGGAAUUUUGGCAUCUUUUCCUGAAAGCUGACUUGAUGCAAUGGGGCCACCGCGAUCAUCUGAAGUCAGGAUAUAUUCUCAUACUGGAGUCGUUGAAAGAAGGAGGGAAUGCUUUCGAUGCAACGCAGACUUUCCUCAACCAUUUAAAGAGAUUGAGAAACGCAAAGCCAGACAGCUUCCGGAACACUGAGCAUCGGUAUGAGUCGGUCAAGAAACCAACCCCAAGGGCUACUGACCACAAGAUAUGGGCUAACACUUCUACGUCAAGAACCAUGACGACGUUUUGGCUCGCACAAUUACACAAUGCAAUCAUAAAAUACAAAGUCUAUGGCAAUAAACACGAGUUUCCCUCCUGGAAUGACUUCCAGCAAGUCCUACUACAAACACCAAUACUGAUGAACACCGGUCUUUGGAUGGACUACUAUACGAAAGAGCAUAUGUUCUCGUCAUCAGCACAAGAAUCAUGGUCACUCCCUGAUAUAAAACCCCUCCCUGGGAUGGCAUCAUCAAACAGUCUCUCAAAUCUAGGACAAGAAAAUAACCCCGAUCGGCUCCUCCAAUACGCUUUUACUGUUGUUCAACAUAGUCUUGUCUCAGGCACUCGUCGUGGCCAAGUCACCAAAGAAGCUCUCGAUUUGCUACAGAAAACGACAAUUCGGCUUCGGAAAACCAACUCUGCCAUUCCCCCUUAUUCUGAGACGCAGAUUUACUUCUGGAUUCAAAUCGUCCAUGCAGCUAUCAAAGUAUUCCCAACGGUACCCGGGACCUUGACAGAAGAGAAGUCAAUUCUUGAAAUUCCUGCAUCCCGUCUGAGCUCAGCUAGUUUCAACGCGCUAUUUGACUUGAAAUCAUCUAUUUGGAAGGAGUAUUACUCCGAGAAGAUUUGGAACAGCAUUGCAGCACGCAUGGCUUUUAUCCCACCAGACCUCAAGCCCCUGCCUAAUGUCAUCGACGUAUCAUCCAAAUCACAAGAGAAAGCCAGUCUAUUGAAACAGAUGGAAAGUACUUUGAUACAAAAUGAUUCCGGAAUGCCAAGCUUGGAAUGUCUUUCAUUCCAGGCAAUCUCGACUAUUCGGGAUGCAGAUGCUCUGAUUCAGUCAUCAGAGGCCGACUCUCCUGUGAUUUCAAGCCAUUCUCAUUUGCUGUUAUAUCUGUACAGAAGUUUGGCCACAGAGCGAGAAGAUGGCAACCUGGGGAAGACCGCGUUGGACAAAUCAGAGGAGAUGUCAGGUCCUCGGGUGAACUCGGCUACACACAGGAUAUUCUGGGUACAAAUGUUUGUAGCCGCCUUAAGUCGGGGGCAGUCCACCUCGACUGACGCGCCAGCCUCGCGAACGGAAACUCUCAGCUUUGAGAAUUUUAUCGCGAGCAACCUUCAACUUGUUUGUGAGGACCUUCCCAGGUUGUACUACAGCCCAGAGAUCUGGUACAGCGAGGAGGCCAUUCAGGUCAUGCUUGCACCUGAUAAGCGGAGAAUGGCUGGGUCUGUUAGUUCGACGGGUCAGGAGACAUUCGAUGGCAUGUUCCAUCUUUAA